Messenger RNA from Cucurbita maxima (winter squash), 1290 nucleotides. RefSeq lists its product as uncharacterized. The record is from RefSeq and is a predicted model, not a curated record. NCBI's taxonomy places the organism in Eukaryota, Viridiplantae, Streptophyta, Magnoliopsida, Cucurbitales, Cucurbitaceae. The coding region runs from base 1 to 1290 and encodes 429 amino acids. Gene Ontology annotation, cellular component: intracellular membrane-bounded organelle. The transcript has 2 exons.
AUGGAAAUUAUCUCUGUUGGUUCGUUUUUCGUAUGGGAUUCGUCAAGGUUAAACGGAGCUAACUCAGACAGGGAAGCUUCAUAUCAUGUUAAGCCUGAACACACUGAAAAGAAGCUGCUUGUUAAUGUGUCUGCACUACUGGCAUUCUCUGAACAGACAAGCAGCAACUUUUCUGCACUUUCCGUGGAGGGCAUUUUCGAUCCGCUCGUUAGAAAAAUGUAUCUAAUUGGCUGCAGAGACAUUUGUUCGUCCCCGUCCUGGAGAGUUUUACACGAGACCAUGGAUCUUGAAGAUGGCUUGGAUUGUCUCAUUGAAGUGGUCGUGUUUUAUCCUCCUACUACAGCUCCAUGGUUUAUCAAUCCAUCUGCAGUGAUUUCCAUUUCUAGCCAACGGUCAGAAGAUGACCCUUUCUAUUUCUGCCCAAUAAAACUCGAAACGAUGCCGAUCAUGUAUAGGAGGCAGCGACAAGAUAUUCUUUCUCGUAAGAUCGUUGAGGUUAUACUCCAGAUAUUGACACUUUCCGUGGCUGAUGCUUGCAUCUUGAGCCAAAUAUUUUAUAUAAAUGAUAAGAGGGAGUCUGUUCCAUACAUAUCUCUUGUUACUUUGGGAGUUCAGUCCCUUGGUUAUACUCUUCCACUGGUCACUCGUGCUGAAGCUUACUUUAUUCAACGAGGUUCCAUAUCUUAUAACGAGUCGUAUGAUCUCGGAAAUAACCUUUGGUUCAUUGUAAAGCUUCAAGUUGUGAUCUCACUUCUAUUGACUUUGAGGCUUUGCCAGAAGGUUUUGAAAUCUAGGAUCAAGUUACUACGACAAGCUCCUCUUGAACCACAUCGUGUCCCAAGUGAUAAGUCGGUGCUUAUUGCAACCUUCUUGAUACAUCUCGUCGGGUACGUUGCUAUUCCCAUUGUUCAUACUUCAAGGACAGCCGAAAUCCGAUUAAAGAGUUCCAUGAUUCCUAGCAGAACUUCAGGUUCCGACGUCCUGCAGGGAUGGGAAAAAGACCUACACGAAUAUGUAGGUCUUGUUCAAGAUUUGAAGUUCUAUUUCAUUGGAAUCACAUUGGCCAGACUUCUCCCACACAUCUAUGACUUUGUGAAUCCAAGCAUGGAUUUCUACUCUACAUUUGGGGAUGUUUCCAUUCCUUUGAUUGCGUUCAUCCUUGCUGUCAUCGUCUACGUUCAGCAGCAAUUGAACUAUGAGAAAUUCAGUCGGGCUCUCAUCGUCGGGCGGGUUAGGUUUCUUCCAAGAGCUUCCAAAAUGUAUCAAAGGUCGCCUUCCAAGUCAUUAUGA